UAGAUCGGACGAUAGAGAGGGAAGGUCCUUGAGAAAUGGGUUAGAUGUAGACCGUAGGAUCAACCCCUCAGGCUAGCUGCUAGGGCACUUUAUGAGUGGGGGAACAAAUGUCAGGUCUGGCUUCAUACUAGGACUCUGAAAUGCCUGGACAGAGGUGAUAGUAGUGUUGUCUUUAGACUCGUUUGAAGCUUGGCAGUUGACAUAAGUAUUUUGUGGUAUUGUUUUGGACAAGAAAUCUUCUUCUGCAUUGUAGCGUUAUAAAUCUCGAAGUAUUGGGGGAGUAGGAGAAAUAUUUAAGUUUGAUUCGGCCUGUUUUGGAAAGGAAUCUGUUGUGUUUCUUUUCCUUUUUGGGUGUUGGUCUCUGUUUAGAUUUGAGACUGCUGCGUUUCGAAAUUCAAAGGACUGGAAGAGGCAAGCUUGUUUGUUGGGUCUUUGAAGAUUUUGUGAAAAUGCCUCCUUUGGGUUUUUCAAUCCGACGGCAAUCCGUGGUAAUGGAGUUUGAGGGUCACAUAACGCCUUAUGUUAUCAUCACAUGUAUCUUGGCUGCAAGUGGUGGGUUGAUGUUUGGCUAUGACAUUGGAAUUUCUGGGGGGGUUACGUCGAUGGAUACCUUUCUGGAGAAAUUUUUUCCAGUUGUGUAUCUCAGAAAGAAAGAACCCCACCACGAAAAUGCAUACUGCAAAUACGACAAUGAAAGCCUUCAGCUGUUCACUUCGUCUCUCUAUAUGGCGGGUAUUGUAGCGACUUUAUUUGCGUCGUAUACAACCAAAACUUACGGUCGGAGACCUACCAUGAUUAUUGCCGGCUUAUUUUUCAUUGGGGGGGUGGUGUUGAACGCAGCAGCUGUUAAUCUUUUAAUGCUUAUUCUCGGAAGAAUUUUGCUCGGUUGUGGGGUCGGAUUUGCUACUCAGGCAGGUCCUCUUUUCCUGUCGGAGAUCGCACCAACCAGGAUUAGAGGCGCUUUAAACAUUCUCUUCCAGCUAAACACAACUUUAGGGAUUCUAUUUGCCAAUGUGGUAAAUUACGGAGCAGAAAAAAUCAAGCCCUGGGGGUGGAGACUUUCGCUGGGUCUAGCAGGAAUUCCUGCAGUCCUUCUCACUGUAGGCUCCUUAUUUAUAGUGGAAACACCCAACAGCCUGGUUGAAAGAGGAUACCUGCAAGAGGGCAAGGCCGUUCUGAGAAAAAUUAGAGGAACCAAUAAUGUAGAUGCAGAGUUCAACGAACUAGUGGAGGCCAGUCGAAUGGCACAGCAAGUUAAGCAUCCAUUCAGAAACUUGCUGGAGCGGAGAAACAGGCCUCAAAUUUUCAUAACAAUCUGCCUGCAAAUCUUUCAACAGUUCACUGGUAUCAACGCCAUUAUGUUUUAUGCGCCCUUGCUCUUUCAGACAUUAGGAUUCAAGAAUGAUGCUUCGCUCUACUCUGCAGUUAUUACUGGUGCAGUAAAUGUUAUUGCUACUAUAAUUUCAAUAUUCUCAGUUGAUAGAGUUGGGCGCAGAAUGCUUCUUAUUGAGGCCGGGGUGCAGAUGUUCAUAACACAGGUGGUAAUUGGAGUUCUGUUGGGAGCAGGCAUGAAACAGGACCAAAAACUUACUCGUGGCACAGCUAUUGUGAUAGUGCUUAUGGUGUGCACAUUUGUUUCAGCCUUUUCAUGGUCAUGGGGGCCUCUUGGAUGGCUGAUUUCUAGUGAAAUAUUUCCAUUGGAAACUAGAUCCGCUGGGCAGAGUCUCACUGUGUGUGUUAACUUUGCCUUCACUUUUGUUAUUGCACAGGCAUUCUUGUCCAUGCUUUGCCGUUUCAAAUACGGGAUUUUCUUUUUCUUUGCUGCUUGGGUUUUAAUCAUGACCAUAUUUGUACUGUUUCUUCUUCCUGAGACGAAGAAUGUUCCACUUGAGGAAAUGACAGAGAAAGUAUGGAAACAGCAUUGGCUAUGGAAGAAGUAUGUGAGAGACGUCGAUUUAAGUGAUGAUGAAGCGGGAGAUGCCUAAUCCAAACAAGAAAACGGGAGUAGCAAUGCUAACUACUAGUAAAGAUUUACAGAUAUAAACGAAAGAAGAUUUCAUUGGCAUAUCAGCCCACAUUUUGGAGAUGAAUAAAUUAUAUGAGUGCCUGGUAAGUAGCCCAUCAUAAUGUAAAAUGAGUCUGCUUAGGUCGUUAUUGUAGUUGUGAUCUGCUGAUUGGUAUUUGUCGUUGGUUAUUCUCGAGCUCAAUUUUGGGAUCUAAAAGAUUGUCUAAUUUUGUAGAUGUCUUUUCUUUACAUUAUAAAAUAUAUGAUGCAGUUCUUCAA
Cryptomeria japonica (Japanese cedar) is the source of this 2284-nucleotide messenger RNA. RefSeq names its product sugar transport protein MST4. The record is from RefSeq and is a predicted model, not a curated record. Bases 450 to 1985 code for a protein of 511 amino acids. Gene Ontology annotation, biological process: monosaccharide transmembrane transport. The transcript has 4 exons. Gene Ontology annotation, cellular component: membrane. Gene Ontology annotation, molecular function: monosaccharide transmembrane transporter activity. Lineage: Eukaryota; Viridiplantae; Streptophyta; Pinopsida; Cupressales; Cupressaceae.